CUAAACCCACAACUGUAAAAUAUGCAGUAAAGCAUGCUUGUUAUACUCAGUGUGGAACCUAAGGGGUUAAUCCUCUGCAUUGUGUAAAAAGGAUGCUUGAUGCAGACUUCUCUGAUUCUCUCCUUAUUCCACUGUCUCCCUCUUAUCUCCUGAUAAGACAUAGUGUUGAGACACUCUGCACAUGCUCAAUUUGGUGUGUAUUGCUAGAAAGUUCUUUUUUUUCUUGGGAGAGUGCAUGUGAUCAGCACAGGGCCAUCCAUCACUGUCCAGACAAAGGUCAGGGGUUCUGCAUUUUCCUAAAGAAAACUCCUCCUACAAGCUUUAACCAGUGCUCUGAUGGACACUGACAGAAAUGAGAAAAGGUAUUUAGCAGUUUAUAUUUAAUAAAUGAAU
Messenger RNA from Staurois parvus, 393 nucleotides. The record is from the annotation of a GenBank genome assembly. Lineage: Eukaryota; Metazoa; Chordata; Amphibia; Anura; Ranidae.